AAAAAAACUCCAAAGGGUUUAGAAGGGUUUUAGUAAGUGUGAGGUAAAAAAGACGUCGUAUAAGCAUGUCUUAUCUACACAUGAGAGAAGAAAAUCAAGAUUCAAGAAUCAGCCAUUGUUGGAGUUUUGUCUGAGCUCCUUGAGCAAGCAUAGUAAAUGAUGACCACCACAAAUCUCUCUCUUUUUCGCACCCCCUUUUCACCUUCCAAUUCAGUAUUACCCUUAGUUUCUCCCAAAUCUCUGGCCUUGCUUUUGGACAAUUCCAAGAAAUCAACAUCAAGAACACCAACUAGAACAAGUACCAAGACCCCAAUAACUAAGGUGUUGGCCAGUGGUGUAUCUACUGCGGCAGUAGAGGGAGAAGCUGAUGUUGAAGUUGCUGAAGGGUAUACAAUUACUCAGUUUUGUGAUAAAAUGAUUGAUUUAUUCCUAUAUGAAAAACCCAAGUCAAAAGAUUGGAGAAAGUACUUGGUUUUUAGAGAAGAAUGGAACAAGUACAGGGAUAGAUUUUACAAUAGGUGUCAAACUCGAGCUGAAAAAGAAGCUGAUUCUCAAAUGAAGGAUAAAUUAAUUAGCUUGGCUAGAAAAGUUAGGAAGAUUGAUGAUGCUAUGGAAAGGCAUAGUGAACUUCUCAAAGAGAUACAAGAUAACCCGAGGGAUUUGAAUGCAAUUGUUACUAAGAGGCGCAAGGACUUCAAUGGUGAAUUCUUUAAGCACCUGACUUUGCUUUCAGAAACUUAUGACACCUUGGAGGACCGAGAUGCAUUUGCCAGACUUGGGACUAGAUGCUUGUCUGCAGUCAGUGCUUAUGACAACACACUGGAGAUUGUGGGAACAUUAGAUACUGCCCAGGCCAAAUUUGAUGACAUCUUGAACUCUCCAUCAGUAGAUGCAGCAUGUGAUAAGAUUAAAAGCCUUGCCAAGAGCAAAGAACUUGACUCUUCUUUAGUGCUGUUGAUAAAUGGUGCUUGGGCUUCGGCAAAAGAAUCCUCCACCAUGAGAAAUGAGGUAAAGGAGAUAAUGCACCGUCUAUACAAGGCUACACAGAGUAGUCUAAGGAGUAUGGCACCAAAAGAAAUAAAGCUGCUUAAGUACUUGCUAAACAUCACAGAUCCUGAAGAGCGGUUCUCAUCAUUGGCAACAGCUUUCAGCCCUGGUCACGAACACGAUGCCAAGGAUCCUAAUGCUAUUUACACAACUCCAAGAGAGCUGCACAAGUGGAUCAAAGUCAUGCUUGACGCAUACAACCUGAACAAAGAAGAGACUGAAAUUAGAGAAGCCAAGCAGUUGACUCAACCUGUUGUUAUUCAGAGACUUUUCAUUCUGAAGGAGACAAUUGAAGCAGAAUAUUUGGAAAAAGAAGAUAAUACUGAAAAAGAUUCAAAGCCAGAAGAAAUUGUGAUAUGACUACCUAGUCCACCAACAUAUCUGUUGCGCGCCACCAUUUAUUGCUAUUGCUCACUAUCCAUUCUCUGCUCAAAAUUUGUAACAGCAGGCAAUUUCUUUGGUGAUUUAAUGUUAUCUCCUUCAGUAUGCAGGUUUACAAUGGAUAGCAUGGUGGCAAUAGUGAAGGCAUAUGUAUAGUUGGUUUUGUAGAAGUAGCAAAAUGUUCUUGCCUUUUUAUGUAAGUGAUCCUACUUGUAAUUUUCUCUUCUGAUAGAGAGCUUCUUAUAUUUAAACUUGCCCGAAGUUCUGCG
Molecule: messenger RNA, 1697 nt
Organism: Lycium barbarum (goji berry)
Lineage: Eukaryota; Viridiplantae; Streptophyta; Magnoliopsida; Solanales; Solanaceae
Exons: 6
Coding region: 157-1407 (416 amino acids)
Cellular component (GO): chloroplast thylakoid membrane; chloroplast envelope
Source: RefSeq, a predicted model, not a curated record